GCUGCCGCGUGCUCUUUAGAGAAGAGACAAAGAGUAUUUAUAGACCCCAACAAACCAUUUGGUCUGUCACAAUGUAGUUCCUUUUCUCUCUUUCUUUUCUCUCUGAUUAUUACAGGAAAAGUAAAAUAUGGAGGAAACUAGAAAGAGGGAUGGGUCUGAUGGGGAUAAUACUGCUGUCGAAAAAUUACUAACUCCGGCGGUUUCUGACAGUUCCGGCGAUCUCGGUGACGAUAUAGUGGCUUGGCUUUCGAUGGACGAUGACACAGUUAAUGAGCUUAUGAAGUUUCUUGAUACAGACCCAGAUGGAGUUACUACUAGUUGUACUAAUACAAAAGUUAAGUUCAUUGAAAGCCCAUACUCGUCGCCGUUGAUUUUUCAGUCUUCUUCUUACAUCACCAUCAACGGCAACGAGGAAAGUUGCGGUUCUUCUUUCUCUGACUGGGAGUCAUCGGUUAUGGCAAGCGUAGACAUGGGUGGGAUUCUGAAUGCUGGAAAAGUGGGUAGCAUUGAUGGAUUUUGCGAGUUAUUUCAAGGUGGGAGGUGUGGCGCGUUGGGGUCAAAUGAGGUGGAAGAGGCGCGUGGAGUAAGGAUGGCAGAUGGUGAUGGUAAUGGUGAGAGAUUAAUGGACGAUGGUUUUGAUUGGGAAUUGAACGGUGACAGUCCGGUGUGGUUUGUAGUCGAAGGCUUUUGUUGACCGCUGAGUAAACGUGGAAACCAUGGGAUUUUGUAGUUAAAGGUAUUAUAAACAUUUUGUUUAAUUAGGCAGUAGUGAUUAAUUGUUAAUGGUGAUUAGUGAUUAGUGGGGUGAGCCAGCGGUGGUCAAUGGACUUUAUUUCUUAGUAAUAGAAAAUCAAUACAAUACAAAUAUAUUUUGGAAUGGUAAACAGAAAAGACAAGCUUUGUAAUUGAUGAUCGUUAGGCCUUUUUUUCCUUUUUUUCUUUUUUUUUUUUGGUUCCGGCUAAAGAGAUGAUAUUUUGGUUGCGGUUUUUGGGCUUAAAGUAAAUUUUAUGGGAUCAAUGAGU
This is a messenger RNA of Jatropha curcas, 1023 nucleotides long. RefSeq lists its product as uncharacterized. Lineage: Eukaryota; Viridiplantae; Streptophyta; Magnoliopsida; Malpighiales; Euphorbiaceae. The record is from RefSeq and is a predicted model, not a curated record.